Castor canadensis (American beaver) is the source of this 315-nucleotide messenger RNA. Lineage: Eukaryota; Metazoa; Chordata; Mammalia; Rodentia; Castoridae. The record is from RefSeq and is a predicted model, not a curated record.
AUGCAGCGACUUUGUGCGUACACACUGAUCUUGGUACUGGCUCUGGCCGCCUUCUCCGAAGCUUCUUGGAAGCCCCGCUCCCAGCUACAGGAUGUACCCUCGGGUCCAGCAACCAACAGGGACCUGGAGCCUCACUGGCCAGACCAGCUGGGCCCAGCCUCUCACCACAGAAGGCAGCUGGGGCCACAGGGUCCUCCAUACCUUGUAGCAGACCUGUCCAAGAAGAAGGGACCAUGGAUGGAGGAGGAAGAAGAAGCAUAUGGAUGGAUGGACUUCGGUCGUCGCAGUGCUGAGGAAGGGGACCAGCGUUCCUAG